AUUAAUGUGAUAACAAGUACGUAUUUAAUAAUUAAUUGUAAUGAAUCCAUCCGGCUAUUGGCACUAAUCUGACGAUGGGGUUUCGUUCACAUUCACUUGCAUGGCUAGUCAUUCCAUUUUAAUGGACAACAAUGAAUGAGAAGAAAACCUGUCCGAUAUGGAUCGGGAAAGUUGUGCCCGAAAUAGCCGGGUAUAGAGAAAGUGGGACUGACAUUAAUUGGAUAACUGCUGAGAGAACUGGACCGUUGUGUUGUCGGGUUGCAUCAAUCGUAUAAAUAGCCAUAGUCGAUCGUGAUUAUUUCAGACAUCAGCUUGUCAUUCAAACAACUCGUUUCGUUCAUAUUUUUUGAAUAAUCGACCAACACUGAUUCCCGCAUCAAAUAACUCCUUCACAAUGAUUCAGUUAAUAUUAUCAGCUUGCUUAUUGUUGACCAGCACUUGUUAUGCAGCCGGUGGAUACGGUGGGAGUGGUGGAAGUAGUUAUGGCAGUGGUCUUCUUGGUGGUGGUGGUGGUGGAUCUUAUGGCGGUGGAUCUGCUGGCGGUGUCGUUCAGCCAGUUGCCGGUUUCGGUGGAGGUCCUGUUACAGCAGCUGUACAAUCUUCACAUACGGUUGAGAUCCGUCAUGUUAAUGUGCCGAUGGAAUUGCCUCAGCCCCAGAUCGUUGAAGUAGAAGCUGGUAAUUUACCGCUUACCAUCCAUUUCAAAUCAGCCUCCAGUGCUUUGAAUGUCGUGCAAACACAUCAGCCAGGUUCGGCAGGUGAAGCUCAACAUACCACAUCGGAAGAUGAGCCUCAUAGAUUGGUACACGAAGUUACAAAGCCAGUUAUACAGGAAGUUCGAGAAAUCAUCACACCAUACCGUCGAGUUAUUCAGGAAAUCAAACCUGUCCAAGAAGAAAUCCAAACGAUUAUCGCCAAAGGUGAACCACGUGGAAAUUUGCAAGCAGCUGACUUUGGUGCUGGUUUGGGCGGUAGCAGUGGUUCUGGAUUUUCUUCUGGUUUAGGCAGUGGUAUCAAAGGGGGUGGUGGUUUGAGUGGCCAAUACGCUGCUGCUGCUUCGAACCAACCAACCAGUUCGAUAACACGAGCUUCAUCUUCGUCAAGUAAAUUAUCAGGCAGCUCAUCCGGUCCGUCAUCAGGUGCCGUAUCUUACUUCAACGAUGCUUUAUCGGGCGUUUCAUUCGCACAAGCAGCCGCUUCAUCUAAUGGAGCUUCAACGGGCGGAACCAAAAGCUCACCUGUUUCACAAUCGACAGGUGGAUCCUCGAUUCGAAUUCUAGAAGGUGGUAGUAGUCGAUCUAGUGGAAUGAGCACCAUCAACGCUUACAAAUCCCGUGCCUAAUGAACUGAUGGUCCGUACAACAAGUAAAGUAAUAUCACUUAAUCCAGUCCAGUCAUGUUAUAUCUUUGGAUCAUAGCAUCAUCAUCACAUACGCACACACACACACACACACAUCUGACUUGAUGCUGAUCAUCUAUGAUUGGGCCUCAAAUUCGAGUCAAUUUUUUUUCGUCCACUGAAACUGAUAACACCAAUGAAGUCAGUUUUGGUUGGAUUAAACUCACAAUUCUCAUCAACGACGACAAUGAUAAAGGCACAAAUAAUAGGUGUGCCCAAAACCAUUUGAUCGUACGUGAAUCUAUCCAUCUCAUUAUUAUUGUAUUGUUAUUGAAGA
Messenger RNA from Dermatophagoides farinae (American house dust mite), 1676 nucleotides. RefSeq lists its product as uncharacterized. NCBI's taxonomy places the organism in Eukaryota, Metazoa, Arthropoda, Arachnida, Sarcoptiformes, Pyroglyphidae. The record is from RefSeq and is a predicted model, not a curated record.